AUGGUGAUGGCCAUUCCAGAGAAGGGGCAGAAGGACCAGGUGAACGUGGCGGGGUUUCAGAAGGAGAAGCUGCUGGAUCCUUUCAGAGCAGACGGAAUAAAAGUGACCACAAACAUCGGCAUUCGAGCCACAUGCAGCUCACCUCAAUCCGACAUGAAGGAGGAAGGGGUGAAAAGCGCCUCAGACGUAGUGUCCUUGAUCUGGUCCAUCUCUGCUCUGCUGGAGGAGGCUGCAAAGUCCAGUGUCCUCAUGGAUUUCUCCAAGUUCCUGGACGAUGAGUUCGAUGUGAAGGACUGGGUGAACGGGGCCUUCAGAGUGGUGCAGAAGGACGCUCCGGGGAAGGCGGACACACACGCAGCCACUCUGGUGAUGAAGCUGCAGCUCUUCAUCCAGGAAGUCAACAAUGCCGUCGAGGAGAGCAGUAACCAGGCGGUGCAGAACAUGCCCAGGGUCCUGAGGGACGUGGAGGCUCUGAAGCAGGAGGCGUCUUUCCUCAAGGAGCAGAUGGUUCUGGUCAAAGAGGACAUCAGGAAGUGUGAGCAGGACACGGCACAGUCUAUGCAGGUGCUGGUGGAGAUAGACAAAGUGAAAGGUCGUAUGCAGCUGGCUUCAGACGCUCUCCAAGAGGCCGAUAAAUGGACCACACUCAGCGCAGAUAUCGAGGAGACGUUUAAAUCACAGGACUUCGCUCUUAUCUCGUCCAAACUGACCAGCCUGCAGAACAGCCUGGCCAUGUUGGUGGACACGCCCGACUACUCCGACAAGUGUGUCCAUUUGGAGGCUCUCAAAAACAGACUGGAGGCUCUGGCCAGUCCGCAGAUAGUGGCAACCUUCAACUCCAUGUCUUUAGAUCAAGCCAAGUUGUUUGUCAAAGUCUUUACCGAGAUCGACAGAAUGCCACAGCUUCUUGCCUACUACUACAAAUGUCACAAAGGUCAGCUGGUGAAUAUGUGGCAGGAGAUUUCUCAGACCGAGCUGAGCCUGAAUCAGCAGCUGGCGGAGUUCUAUGAUACUUUGCUCUCCAUGUGGCAUUCUCAACUUCAGUGGACCAUCCAGGUGUUCAAGAAUCCCUAUGAGGUGGUGACAGUGCUGCUGAUCCAGACGCUGGGGGCCAUGGUGCCGUCCAUCCCUGUGUGUUUGAGCUCCGCCAUGGAGCGAGCGGCGCAGGACCAGCGCCUCAGCACUUUGUUAGAGCUGCACAACACCACAGCCGCCUUCGGACACAGUCUGGAGGCCGCCAUGCUGCCACACCUGGGCGACAAUAACCUGCUGAAGGUGAAUGAGCUCGUCUGCGCCCUCUUCGACCCGUACAGACCAUACCAGCUGCAGUACGGGGAGCUGGAGGAGAACCACCUCCUCAUCCAGAUCAGUGCUGUGCCCCUGGAACACGGGGAGGUCAUGGACUGUGUGGAGGAGAUGAACCACUCCGUCGGCAAGUUGUUGGGCCUGUCCAGCGCCGCCGUGGAGCGGUGCAUCAGGCUGACGGACGGACUGGCAGUGUGCGGACUCCUCAAAGCCCUCAAAGCUCUCUUCACAAAAUACGUAUCGGACUUUUCCAGAACGUUGCAGUCCAUCAGGAAGAAGUGCAGACUGGAGGAGUGGCAGAGCUCUGGGGUUUUCCAAGAAGACUGGACAGCCUUUCAGAACUGCAUCAGGAUCAUCGCAACCUGUGGAGAGCUGCUCCGACAGUGUGGGGCCUUCGAGCAGCAGCUGUCCAACAAGAUCCUGGGCACGGCCGGUAAAUACCUGUCCGAGUCGUACAGCCCGCGCAGCCUGGCCGGGAUCCAGGAGGUCAGCUCCGCGGAGAGGAAGAGUGCCACCAAGAACCCCUGGCAGGAGUACAACUACCUCCAGAGGGGCAACACGGCCGAGUACAACAGCCUCAUGGAGCUGCUCUACAAUUUAAAGGAGAAGGGCACAGGGAACUCCAGCCUUUUAGCGGAGCCCAGAGCCGCGCUGACCAGACUGAACCAGCAGGCCAACCAGCUGGCCUUCGACUCAGUGUUCCUGCAGAUCAAGCAGCAGCUCUGCCUGGUCUCAAAGAUGGAGAGCCGCAAUGGGCCUGGGUUAGGAGAGAACUACACAGAGGACCUGCCGACCUUCAGCCUCUCCCCACAAGAAUAUAUCACUAAUAUUGGACAGUACCUCAUGUCUCUGCCGCUUCACCUGGAGCCUUUCGUCACACAAGAGGACCCAGCUCUGGAGAUGGCGCUGCAUGCUGGGAAGCUGCCCUUUCCUCCAGAACAAGGGGACGACUUUGGAGAGCUGGACAACACGGCUGAUUACUGGUUAGGAUCCAUCGCCCGAGCCACGAUGCAAACUUACUGCGAUUCCAUUCUCCUGAUUCCCCUGCUCAGCCCGCAUUCCGUCAAACAGCUGGCCACAGAUAUCGACUAUCUGAGCAACGUGAUGGACGCCCUGGGGCUGCAGCCCUCGUGCACGCUGCAGCACAUUCUGACUCUGCUCCGUGUCAAACCAGAGGAGUUCAGAGCCACGGCCAAAGUCCUGCCCCGACGCCUCAGCUCCACCAUCGCCGCGCUCCGCUCCGUCAACUACUGA
Molecule: messenger RNA, 2559 nt
Organism: Knipowitschia caucasica
Lineage: Eukaryota; Metazoa; Chordata; Actinopteri; Gobiiformes; Gobiidae
Source: the annotation of a GenBank genome assembly